CAUGCGCUGGGAAUAAAGAUACCCCCGGGGGCAGAGGGAAGUUGCCUGGAACCUGCAGUAUUGGAGGGCAGCUCCGGAGCCGAUGGAGAUUUAAUAGCCGGAUGCUGAAGCCGGGGAGAGAUUAUGGUAAAACACCAACCGCUCCAGUACUACGAGCCGCAGUUAUGUCUGUCGUGUCUAACCGGGAUUUACGGCUGCCGGUGGAAACGGUACCAGCGAUCACAUGAUGACACCACGAAGUGGGAGCUCCUGUGGUUUGCGAUCCUCGCCGUCGCCUUCUUUCUCACCCUGACCUGGUUUUAUUUCUGGUGGGAGGUCGAAAACGACUACAAUGAAUUUAACCGGUUUUUGUAUAGCAGAACCGGGCACUGGGACGACUGGUCCAUUCCGAUACUCAUCGCCGCUGCGUGUGGAUUCACAUACAUCACAGUGUUGCUGAUGCUGGCGCUGUGCCACGUAGCUGUCGGACAGCAGCUGAAUUUACACUGGGCCCACAAGGCUUUUCUCGUGGUUAUAUUGGUGGCCGUUGUAGUAGCCAUGGCUUCCGUAGAGCAGAUGUGGGAAGAAGAAUGGGGCGUCCUUCUGGUCUCCUUCCAGGCCACCGCUCCAUUCCUUCACAUAGGGGCCCUGGUGGCCGUAACGAUGCUGGCCUGGAUUGUAGCCGGACAGUUUGCCAGAUCGGAAAAAGUCAUCUUUCAGGUUUGUGUAAUGAUGGCGUACCUCGCGGUGAUCAUCGCCCUUUACCUGGUCCCGCUCACUAUCUCCUCGCCCUGCAUCAUGGACAAGAAGGACUUGGGACCUAAACCGAGAAUCAUUGGCCACACAGGAGCACCAAUGCUGGCUCCGGAAAAUACCUUGAUGUCCUUCAGAAGAGCUCUGGACUACGACCCCUACGGGCUGGAGGCCGACGUCCGGAUAAGCUACGACGGGAUCCCGUUUCUGAUGCACGAUAACUCUCUGAGACGGACCACCAACGUAGAGGAGGUCUUCCCCCCGCUCGCCUCCCAACACCCCUCCAUGGUCAACUGGACCGACCUCGAGGCUUUAAACGCCGGAGAGUGGUUCUUAAAGGCCGACCCUUUCUGGACGGUGAGCUCCCUUUCCCCGUUAGAGAAGUUCGAGGCCGGGAAUCAAUCGAUUUGUAAGCUGAGCGACCUCUUAAAGCUGGCGAAAGAAAGCAACGUAACCGUCUUCCUGAAAAUCCCCCCGCUUCCUCCCGAUCACCCGCGCUCCGCCAGCCACAUCAACAUCACGGUGAACACCAUCCUGACGUCGGGGGUCCCGCAAGAAAACGUUAUCUGGUUUUCUGAUAGUGAUAGAUCCAUGGUACAAAAAAUGGCGCCAGGUUUCCACCAGGCCUCCAACAUCAAGAAAUCCUCCAGCCAUCUAAGAGCCAAGGGCAUCUCGGUACUGAAUCUGCGAUACACCGAGGUCAGCGAUGAGGACAUCAGGGAAUACAGCUCAGAGAACAUAACCCUCAAUGUGCACACUGUCAACAAGCCCUGGCUGUACUCAGUGCUGUGGUGCUCCGGCGUCCGGUCCGUCUCGUCGGAUGCCCCGCACAUCCUCCGCAAGGUGCCUUUCCCCAUCUGGUUAUUGCCUCCCGAUGAAUAUUCGCUGAUCUGGAUUACGUCGGAUCUCAUUUCUUUCACCGUCGUUUUAGGAAUUUUUAUAUUACAGAACUAUCACAUGAUCAGGUGGCGCCUGGGCAGCAUCCGAACGUACAAUCCAGAACAAAUAAUGCUGAGCGCCGCCGUCCGCCGAACGAGCAAAGAUGUCCGGAUCAUGAAGGAAAAGCUUAUAUUCUCGGAAAUAAACAGCAGCAUGGACACGGCCGAGGAGCUCUCCCUGUGCUCCGAGAACCGCUAUGACGGCUUCGCCAACGACGGCGUAUCGCCCUCCGCGGACGCUAGAAUCCACGCAAACUAAGAAGCCCGGCAAAGAUUCUUUCUAUAAUGCGAUCGGGACGUUUUGGUCGGCAGUUUCAAUGACUCGGACAUUCUCCGGGACGACUGAACUCGUCGGGCCCAGGUCCACUAAGCAGCGAAAAAGCCGGAGACGUUUCUCUACGGAGGGCAUCUGGGACCAUGUGGCGCUCUGAGGGUUAAUGCCCGGAUUUCUCUGUUUUAUAUAUAAUGUUUUUGCUGUAUAACCCAGACUGUGAGAUUUGUAUAUAUGUAGAAAAAAAUCUGAUUCCCCCCCCCUUUUUGUGCGUUUUCCGUGAAUAACACAAGCGAGUCCUUGUGUAAAUUUCCAUUGAGACCGAGGACGGCGCCGUUCCUCGUUAUGCUUUGUGAUGUCAUCGACGCGUCGUGAAGCCAACCGGCCCCAA
Messenger RNA from Spea bombifrons (plains spadefoot toad), 2332 nucleotides. RefSeq names its product glycerophosphodiester phosphodiesterase domain containing 5 (gene GDPD5). Bases 124 to 1929 code for a protein of 601 amino acids. Gene Ontology annotation, biological process: positive regulation of neuron differentiation; lipid metabolic process. Gene Ontology annotation, cellular component: plasma membrane. The transcript is spliced from 17 exons. The record is from RefSeq and is a predicted model, not a curated record. Gene Ontology annotation, molecular function: glycerophosphodiester phosphodiesterase activity. NCBI's taxonomy places the organism in Eukaryota, Metazoa, Chordata, Amphibia, Anura, Pelobatidae.